AUGCCGAACGAAAACAGGAAACGAGGCAAGAAGCAUAAGAAAACACAGGAGCAUAACCAGCCCUCUCGCGACACCAAUGAAGCACCUCAAAAUGCCGAACAUCACAAUCGACCGUCAUGGAUAGUCCCUGCACAAGAAUUGGAGGAGCCCCAUCCGGAGGCACCAUUUGGUUAUGUAGACCCUGACAUAAAGGCAUAUUUCAGAACUGUCGACGACCAAAUUCGAACUUGGCAGCAGGAGAGACCUUACGAGGAGGAUCAAGCCGCAGACCUCGAUCCGAAUGAAGCAAAGCGGAUAUUCCUCGUUGCCGCACUUAGUGAAAUGUCUGAAAAAGAGAAACAACUGGCUACGGACCCGGAUUGUUCUGUUGUUCUAGAACGCAUGGCGCACUCGAUGGAUGACUUUGUUCGAAGGGUGUUUUUGGAUAGUUUGAGCGGCUCAUACGAGGCGCUCAUCAAACAUCGUUUUGCUUCGCAUGUCUGUCAAACACUGUUCACAGUAGCAGCAGACACCGUCUCGCGCGAAACUAAGGGCAUAUAUCCAUCUAUCCCCGAUUCCAAGGACAAGGGUGAACUGCGCACUCUGACACGCCUCAUCUUGGAUAUAUGUCAGGAACUCGCACCGGUCUUCACGUCCCUUGUAAUGGACCCUUUUGCCUCGCAUGUUCUCCGUGCUUUGCUCCUCUUGUUAUCGCCUACAAAUUCUGCUGCAAGUCAUAAAGCACAGUCGAACAUGCGGUCGAAGAAAAGCAGCGCGUGGAAAGCUCGUCAGGGCACCAUGAAGUCCGUAUUCGCUGACAAUAAGCGCUACGAUCAUAUCGAUUCUACUCGAUCGGUGCCGAACGAAUUUCGCGAGGCUGCUACCAGGUUUGUGCGCGUCUUAAAGAGCGAACUCAGCGACAACGAGGUCCGAGCAUUGGCUGCCAAUAAAGUAGCCAGCCCAUUACUUCAGCUUAUCCUUGAGGUUGAAGCCGAUCAUGGUGAAUCUUCAUUGCCUGGUUCUCUUAUGGACCACGUCCUGGUUGGGAUUAUUACACUUUGUCGUGAAAAGCCUGAUGAACAACCGGAGGCAUCUGACUACCUUGUCACGCUUCUUCGAGACCCAACCUCCUCUCACUUACUGGAGACAAUGGUUUCCCGUUGUCCUGAUCCCGCGUUUACGAUACUUUGGGCGACUUACUUUCAGGGCAAGCUUGCGAGGCUGGCUACACAUCCUGUAGCUAACUUCGUGGUAGCUAAAGCUGCAGAAAGGUUAAAUCCCACGCAGUUGAAAGGUGCUCUUGAGGAGCUGGAGAGCUCGUGGAAUAAGAUCAUUGGAUCAGCAAGAACUGGGGUGUUACGCGCCAUGAUUGAUAGAGCAUGCACGCUUCGUGCUCACGAAAAGGAUAUCUGCCAAGCUGUGUGCAACGCGUUUCAGUUAUUUCAACCGAAAGAUCGUAGUCACCUUGUGUCAUGUGUACUGGUUCUAAAGCCUUUUCAGGAAUACUUGGCAACAGGGCUUACAAAACACAGCUCUGAGGAUACGCAGCAAAGCUCGAAAAAAGGAAACGUGGAUGAUUCAAAGGAACCAAAAAUUCAGGGUGCCUUAAUUCUGCAAAGUUUACUUCGGCUCAAUGAACCGCAUUGUACGAUGGUUACCGAGAGCAUCAAGUCCCUCUCCACAGAAGAUCUGAUCUCCUUAUCUCAAAAUCCGAUAAGCUCUAGGGUUAUAGACGUACUCUUUGACUCGGAAACUGUGCCUUUUAAAGUGAAGCGUGCUCUUGUCAUGUCCCUCAUUGGUCAUUACCACACGCUGGUUGAUGACCGAAUUGGAAGCAGAGUGGGAGAUAGGUGUUGGGCGUUCGCCGAUCCAUAUUUAAGAGAAAAAAUUGCACGCUCUCUCAUAGUACACGAGCAAUUUCUUGCAGCAUCCUAUUUCGGAAAAUUUUUCGCUCGGAACAUCAAUUUAUAUCUUCUACAACGACGACCAGACGAGUGGAAAGAAUUGCAAUCACAGAGUAAAUCAAGUUCUGGAUCAACCAUAUCUCCUCCAGCGCCCUCUGCGACAGCGCCGAUGUCAAACCCUGACGAUGCUGAGGUAUCUCGUCCAUCUAAGAUAUCCAAGAAACGACGAGGCCGGCCUGAAGACGAGAUCGACGCUGUUUUCAACGCGAAUUUGGGGGCGAUGACAAAAAGAACUGCCGUCGGUGCAACCGGUAGCUCUGACAAAUUAGUUGUACAAAAACCGGAUCAGGGUCUACAGGAUGUACUAGGAGCGAUACGAGCAGCUCCGAGUGACGAUGGUGGCCGUGGGAAGAGGCAGAGGAAGUCUUAA
This is a messenger RNA of Suillus plorans, 2313 nucleotides long. Its product is annotated as armadillo-type protein. Gene Ontology annotation, cellular component: nucleolus; preribosome, small subunit precursor; 90S preribosome. NCBI's taxonomy places the organism in Eukaryota, Fungi, Basidiomycota, Agaricomycetes, Boletales, Suillaceae. The record is from RefSeq and is a predicted model, not a curated record. Gene Ontology annotation, biological process: endonucleolytic cleavage in ITS1 to separate SSU-rRNA from 5.8S rRNA and LSU-rRNA from tricistronic rRNA transcript (SSU-rRNA, 5.8S rRNA, LSU-rRNA); endonucleolytic cleavage in 5'-ETS of tricistronic rRNA transcript (SSU-rRNA, 5.8S rRNA, LSU-rRNA); ribosomal small subunit export from nucleus. Gene Ontology annotation, molecular function: RNA binding. The transcript is spliced from 12 exons. The coding region runs from base 1 to 2313 and encodes 770 amino acids.